AUGUGGCACUCCCCCUUUUUCACCGCAUUCACCCUUUUUCUAGGUUUCUUUACUCUUACUCUGGCCCUACCAACAAACAGUCUUGCAACUACUGGCCGUUUUACAGUCGAGCAAAGGCUCAUAAAAACCUUUGAAUCGAAUUGGCCGCCGAAAGAACUAUGGAGAGGCCUCAGGAAACAUCACAGACCUCUACCACCAGCUGUCUCUCGCAUAGCUACGCACAGAGGCCCUUCUGCCAAUGGUACCGUCAAAGUUACUCCUGAUGAGUACAAUACUGAGUUCGUUAAUGAAAUUACAAUCGGAAAUAAUACUCUCUUCGUUGAUAUUGACACUGGUUCUUCUGAUUUCUGGGUUUUUUCGUCCCAACUUCCGGAACGAUCACAGCUGAACCAUCGCAUCUAUCAUCCAGAAAAAACAGGAACAAAACUCUCCAAACAGAUUUGGGAAAUCGGUUACGGUGAUGGAACUGGAGCUGCUGGAAAUGUAUUCUUAGACAAAGCCAGUCUCGCCGGAUUGGAAGUGCCUUCCCAGGCUGUGCAAGCAGCGACAUGGGUUAGUUAUCAAUUUGCAGACCAAACAGUUACAGACGGGGUUAUUGGUUUUGGAUUUGAUCAUUUUAAUGGAGUAACACCAAAGAAGCAAAAGACUUGGUUUGGGAAUAUUAUGGAGAGGCUCGAAAAGCCUAUCUUUACUGCUUGUCUUAAACAUAAGGCUCCUGGGUUCUAUGACUUCGGUUUUAUUGACAGAACGAAGCAUAUCGGGAACCCUAGCUAUCUUCCUGUUGAUAAUUCAAGAGGAUGGUGGGAAACUACCUUCAAUGGAUUUUCUACUGGGCGCAAUGAUAAUUCUACAUAUCGAUUUAGAGCGGUUGUUGACACUGGAACUACGUUCUCGCUUCUACCCAGGGAAAUUACCGAGCAAUACUAUUCCUUGAUCACCGGUUCGACAUUUGAUAGAGAGAAUGGAGGCUGGACAUUUCCAUGCAACACAACCCUGCCAGAAUUUGCAAUUCAUAUCAAUGACUAUAAAGCCAUAGUGCCCGGUGAGCAUAUUAACUGGGCACAGAUCCCAGGAACCAACACAUGCUUUGGGGGAAUUCAGUCGGUGGACCGGUCACCUGCUGUGCUUGGGGGAUCAUUUUUAAAGAGUCAAUUCGUUAUUUUUGACCACGAUGGUCCUAAGAUGGGGUUCGCAGCUCAGCGAUGA
Molecule: messenger RNA, 1206 nt
Organism: Trichophyton verrucosum HKI 0517
Lineage: Eukaryota; Fungi; Ascomycota; Eurotiomycetes; Onygenales; Arthrodermataceae
Exons: 4
Coding region: 1-1206 (401 amino acids)
Biological process (GO): proteolysis
Molecular function (GO): aspartic-type endopeptidase activity
Source: RefSeq, a predicted model, not a curated record